AUGUCAUCUCGAGCAAGAUCGUGUCCUCCUGGAAAGAAAUCAACAAGAAAAUGGAGCGCAUCCGGCAUUUCAAUUUUACGUCUGAACAAAGAAAUGGGCUCAACAAAUGUUAAGGAAGAUCCAGAAUUAAAUACCGAAUUUUACAAGCAUCUCACAAUAUAUUAUGACAAACUAGUACGGGGGAAAUCAGUUGCUGACUUUGGUAGUUCCAGCUUUGAAAUUGAAACGCUUACAUAUUCGGUAUAUAGUUUAAUACGACAAUACGAACGUAUUCCAAGUGCAUUCUCAUUAGAACAUCAUGAGGCUUGGUACAAUGUUAAUUUAUGGGGACUAUUAUCGACAGAACUUAUGAUUCAAUCUAUCGAAAACUAUCUGAUGGAUGGAAAGAUCUGGACGACCUUCAAUAUAAGGCAAACUCAUAGCACCAAGUUCCCAUACAGUAGUCUUUCAUCAUCAGGAUCAUCGAGAAGAGCCGAGAAUAGACCUGAUGAAUAG
This is a messenger RNA of Funneliformis mosseae, 495 nucleotides long. The record is from the annotation of a GenBank genome assembly. NCBI's taxonomy places the organism in Eukaryota, Fungi, Glomeromycota, Glomeromycetes, Glomerales, Glomeraceae.